AUGUCUUUCCUCACUCCUCUUCGAAACAGCACCCGUCAAAUCCCACGAUCCCUCCUCACCCGGUCGACGGCUGCUUCAAUUCACACCUCUACCCCACGAUUCAGCCUCAAGGAAUCCGAUAAGAACCGUGAUGAUCUACCAAACAUCUAUGAAGCACAAAAGGUUUCCCAGUUGAAGAGGGUCAAAGAAGGGAAAGGGAAAUGGGAGCCCGAGCUUGCGAGCAACAGCGAGGCUGAUGUCAAGGCUGACCGAGGCGAAGUCGAGUACGAUAAAGCCUUCCAGGAUUUGCAGGAGAAAGAGAAGGCUAGGAAGGCGAAGGCUACCUGA
Messenger RNA from Penicillium waksmanii, 327 nucleotides. RefSeq lists its product as uncharacterized. The transcript is spliced from 3 exons. The record is from RefSeq and is a predicted model, not a curated record. Lineage: Eukaryota; Fungi; Ascomycota; Eurotiomycetes; Eurotiales; Aspergillaceae. The coding region runs from base 1 to 327 and encodes 108 amino acids.